AUGAGGGUGCUGAGGGAUCGGCAAGACUGCAUCCGCGCCGCGCAGAGCUACCGACCCACAGCUCAACACAGCUUGGACUCUUCAUCACUGGGGAAGCUCUGGGACGAAUGGCAGAUCCAGUGCCUAAUGCUUGUAAGCUUUGGCCUACAAGUGUUUCUCUUCUUGGCAGCAGGCAUGCGGAGGCGCAGUACGUCAUGCAAACUCACGUCACUGCUAUGGCUGGUCUACUUAUCAGCCGACUCCGUGGCCAUCUUUGUGCUGGGGCAUCUGGCUCUGCAUACCAACGGACCGCAACACCAACUUCUCUUCUUCUGGGCGCCGUUUGUGCUCCUCCACCUGGGCGGGCAGGAUACCAUGACUGCCUUCUCCAUGCAGGACAACGAUCUAUGGAGGCGCCACCUCUUGGGGCUGGUCACCCAAGUUGCUGCAGCUGGCUACGUCGUCUCCAGGACUAGUUGGCCGGAUAGGCGCCUCCUGUAUGCCAUGGUGCUCAUGUUUGUCUGUGGGUGCCUUAAGUAUGCUGAACGUACCUUGUGCCUUUACAGAGGCAGCCCAACAAGGAUCAAUCAGUAUUCAUCGGAUCAUUUGAGAUAUUAUGCGUAUAAUACUGAAUUGGCGGUCCUUAGUUCUCAUGUUCAUCGGGAUAAGUUGGCCCAAAGAUUUAAGGACAUGGUUAAUCCCGAUUCGACAAGAUUUGGAGUAAGCGAGUAUUCGCUGGUAUCAGAUACUCCAACCAAUGAUGAGCUUAUUUCUGAAAUUGAAGAACAGUAUAUACUAAGCUUACUCCAAGGGUUGAAAUCCAAUGAAGACUGCUACAGAGUAUAUAAUUAUGUCAGUGCAGAACUCGUUCAUAAUUAUGAACGCCUCUACACCAAGGCACCGAUUCGUACUCUUUACAUAGAAUUUCUAUCUGACAAAUUAUCGGACGGACCUGACCACGAGAAUUGGUCUUCAUUCCUGUGUGAUAUAUUUGUCCGUUCUGUUGGUUUUCUACUCUGCACGUUGCUCCUUCUCUUUCCAUUACUUUCAGUCUCGACAGCGCUGGUGUUAUUCAAGGUUGUUGAAAAGGGCCAACUGCACAGCCGAGCUGAUGUCACCGUGUCCUACAUAUUGCUGAUAGGGGCCAUAAUCUUGGAGGUGGCAUCUCUCUUCAUGUCUAUUCUACCCUGUGUGUCCAGCACGGAUAUAUUUCAGUGUGCAACAAACCAAUGGUCCGAAAUGCUUGGGCAGUACAACAUGACCACAAGUCUCACCAGACAUCAAGAUACUACAUGCAUCAUGUCGUUUGUGCACCAAAGGAUUGGAAAAUAUCUAGUAGAUGACAGUAUAUCCCACAUCCCCAUUACCCAAGAGCUCAAGAAGUUUGUCCUAGACAAACUGUUGGCCUUUGGAACCAGGGAACAAGACUGGAACUUUGCAAGCACCCACGGUAAAUUAGCACUUGGGAAAUGGAUGGACAGACAUCCACAAUGGAGGGACAGACAUACAGAUUCAGUUUCCGCAAGGCUAGAAACACCUCUAAACUCGGUCAUCAAUGAUUUGGAUCUCCCAACAAGCGUCCUCAUCUUGCACAUUGCAACAGAUGUAUUAUACUUUCAAGACAACAAGAGCAUCAGUUCUGAUCGGAAAACAAUGAGGAAGAUGAGCACAGAGCUAUCAAAUUAUAUCAUGUAUCUUGUCUUCAAGUGUCGUGUGAUGCUUACACCCAGCACAGAGAUCCUGCACGACAAAGCCCACACGGAAAUGAAGUUUGUUUUACCAAAGCAUCUUCAUCUGGGUGAGAAGGAAGCUAUCAUGGAGGCAUUUGAAGCUAACAGAGAAGGCCAGGGUACUCCCAGGGAACAAGCAACUCAGAUGCAACUUCUCAAGAACUCGUUGAAAGCUAUCACUUCUCAGUUAUUGCCUAGUGCAUUUGACGUGGCCCAGGAGCUCAUUGAUAUCCACAGAGCCGAAGGUGACUGCUGGGACCUUGUCAGCGCAGUGUGGGUGGAAAUGCUUUACUACAUCGCGCCUCGUUGUGGAGGUGCUUUCCAUUCCCGGCAACUUACCACAGGUGGUGAGUUCAUCACACACGUCUUCUGCCUCAUGCAACAAUUAGGCCCUUUUCUACCACCUCCAAGUGCAUAG
This is a messenger RNA of Triticum turgidum subsp. durum (durum wheat), 2127 nucleotides long. Lineage: Eukaryota; Viridiplantae; Streptophyta; Magnoliopsida; Poales; Poaceae. The record is from the annotation of a GenBank genome assembly.